Durusdinium trenchii is the source of this 1864-nucleotide messenger RNA. Lineage: Eukaryota; Dinophyceae; Suessiales; Symbiodiniaceae. The record is from the annotation of a GenBank genome assembly.
GGUGCAGAAGGAAGAGGAGCAAGUUGGCUCGGUCCCUGCAGAUGUGUAUGGAGCAUACAUCCAGGCUGCAGGUGGCUGGUGCCUUGCAGUGACUGUGCUCAUUGGAGUGCUUUGUGGACAAGGUUUGCAAGCCUUGUCGGGUGGCUGGAUCUCAUAUUGGUCAGACCACUCGAAACCUGACAAUCCGCACCACAUCUCAAGCCAAGUUGGACUGAUCGGCUAUGCAAGUCUCAGCUUGGCAGCAUUCUGUGGCAUUUUCCUCACCAGCGCCUUGUUCCGACUGACAGCUCUGAAGGCGGCCCGAUCCUUUCAUCGGAAGUUGCUGUCGACAGUGCUCCGGCUGCCGAUGACCUUCUUUGAUACGACACCAUUGGGGCGGGUCCUGAAUCGAUUUUCCAAGGACAUUUACACCAUUGAUGAGGUUCUGCAAAACAUUUUGUAUUCCUAUUUGCAGGUGGUCUCAGUGGUCGUUUGCACCAUGAUUGUGAUCUCAGCUGCGACGCCCUGGUUCUUGGUCGUGAUUUUCCCCUUGCUGCUUGUUUACCGGGCCACACAGAAUUUCUACAUCCCAGCAUCAAGACAAUUGAAGCGAAUUGAAUCCAACCUGCGAUCUCCUAUUUUUUCUCAUUUUUCGGAGACUCUGGAUGGCACUGCUCUCAUCCGAGCGUUUGGCCAGCAGCAGAUCUUCAUUUCAGAAAACAUGGGCAAAGUCAGUAAGAACAUGCGAGCUUACUAUUCCAAUUUCUCCUCCAACCGAUGGUUGGCAGUCCGGUUGGAAAGCUUCGGCGCAGGGAUCACAUUUUGUGCAGGCACUUUAGCCGUGGUUGGGAGACAUCAAAUCAGCGCUGGGGUGGCUGGACUGUCCAUUUCUUAUGCACUUUCAAUCACACAAGCACUGAAUUGGGUGGUGCGCAUGGCCGCCGACCGUGAGACCAGUAUCGUCUCAGUGGAGCGGGUCCGUGAGUACCUGCGCCUAGAGCUCGAGCCGCCGCAUCAUUGUGAGAAUGAUCCGGCACCCAACUCAUGGCCCACGAGUGGGAGCAUUGAGUUUCAAAAAUGUCUUUUUGCGCUACCGACCUGAGCUGCCCACGGUGUUGAAUGGUUUGAGUCUUGAGAUUCGAUCGAGGGAGAAGAUUGGAAUUUGUGGAAGGACCGGCGCCGGAAAGUCUUCGGUGCUGAAUUUACUUUUGAGAAUUGUCGAGGCAGAAUCUGGCUGUGUGAAAGUGGAUGGUCUCGAUAUCAAGACUUUGGGCUUGCACCGUUUGCGGCACAGCAUCACCGUGAUACCUCAAGAUCCAGUGCUCUUCUCUGGUACUCUCCGCUUCAAUCUGGACCCUUUGAACAAAGCAGCUGAUGGGGGACAGUAUUGGCAGGCUCUUCAACGCUCCCACCUCUCAGAUCAUGUUGCUCGCUUAGAAAGAGAGAAUGCCGAGGACGAAGGAGGUAGAUCCAAUGGCCUUGAGGUCUUUGUGCAAGAGCAAGGGAAGAACUUCUCUUUAGGACAACGCCAGCAGAUGUGUCUUGCAAGGGCCUUGAUGCGAUCAAAUCUCAUUUUGUUGCUCGAUGAGGCAACCUCAGCAGUUGACAGGGAGACCGAUGAUUUGAUCCAGCAAACCAUCAAAGAGGAGUUUGCCGAUCACACCGUCUUGUGCAUCGCUCAUCGCAUUUCAACCAUCAUGAACUCUGACCGAGUCUGUGUAUUGGAUGCCGGGAAACUGGCCGAGAUCGGAGCGCCGGCAGAUCUCAUGCAGGCGAAGGACUCUCGCUUUGCCCAGCUUGCAGCACUGGACGCCGCAUAGUGCUGCAUAGCUAUCAUAGUCUACAUAGUAGUACAGAGCACAGUCGGACAGCGGGUCCAAGACAA